AUGAGCUCACCACUACGUCGCUAUGCAAGGCAUCUUGCUGGGAACAUCCGAAACCUCGUCUAUCGGUUAUAUCCCCAAGGAGUGACAUCGCCGCAGCUUUUGGACGUUCACGGAGCUCGACAGAACGAGGACGACUAUUGCAGGCCGACGGGGUUCUCGUCUCGCGAGCAGUUCGUCUGCCACAACGGUGGACGUUGUUACAGCACCAACGACGGACCAAAAUGUGAUUGUACUUUGAGCGAGUACGACGGGAAACACUGUGAAACAGGUAAGUUAUCAUUCCACUGCUUGAUCAGAGAAGCGGUUCCAAAAUUUGUUUAG
This is a messenger RNA of Cooperia oncophora, 321 nucleotides long. The record is from the annotation of a GenBank genome assembly. Lineage: Eukaryota; Metazoa; Nematoda; Chromadorea; Rhabditida; Trichostrongylidae.